GACGGAACCGGAAACGCGGCCAAUCACAACUUCCACACAUGUGUGAGGGAGAGACUCAGGCUGGCUGCUUACACUCUGAUUGUGUUUCAAUCUAAAGUUGACAUUAAUACAUUGAAUACCAGCAGACGACAGGCUGCGUCUUCAGCAUGGCGGAGGUCGUUCAGCACCGGAUUGAGGAGAGGAUCCCUGAGCUGGAGCAGCUGGAGAGAGUGGGACUGUUCACCAAGAAAGAAGUCAAAUCCAUAAUCAAGAGAGCAACGGCUCUGGAAUACAAGCUCCACAGGCUGAUCGUUAACAAGGAGGACUUCAUUGCAUAUAUUCAGUAUGAAAUCAACGUUUUAGAGCUGAUCAAGAAGAGAAGAGCGCACAUACAUUACCAGUUCAAAAGAGAGGAGAUUGAGUUCCCCGUCAUCCAUAGAAUAAAUAGCGUCUUCAGGAGAGCAACAAAGAAGUGGAAGGACGAUGUGCAGCUUUGGCUCUCACAUGUUGCUUUCUGUAAGAAAUGGGCCACCAAAGGCCAAAUCAGCAAGGUGUUCUCAGCCAUGCUCGCUAUACACCCAGACAAACCAGCCCUGUGGAUCAUGGCGGCCAAGAGUGAGCUGGAGGAUAGGAACUCCUCUGAAAGUGCCAGACACCUGUUUCUGAGGGCUCUGCGCUUCCAUCCCGACAACAAGAAAGUCUACCAGGAGUACUUCCGCAUGGAGCUGCUGCACUGUGAGAAACUGAGGAAGCAGAAGGAAGAGCUGGAGAAAGCUGAGAUGGACCUGGGUGAAUAUGAGUUUUCUCCAGAGAUCCUCAGCGGCAAACUGGCUGAUGUUGUCUACAAAGAUGCUACAGGGAAAAUGAAAGAAGCAGAGUUUGUCAUCUCACUUCUGAACAUAGCAGCCAUCUUUGACUUCACCAAAGAACUCCAGGACUUCAUCCUGCAAGACUUACAGGCUAACUACACAGCGGAGAGCCUGACGUGGGAUUUCAUGGCUAAGAGGGAGCUGGAGGCUCCGGGGGCCGGAGAGGAGCUGCAGACCGCCAAAGGCCGAGCCUCGGACAUCAACCGCAGAGAGGAGCGCUGCUGUCAGGUCUAUGAGGAGGGGGUCAAGAGCCUCAACACCGAGCCCAUGUGGUCUUGCUAUGUGACCUUCUGCUUGGAAAGGCUGAAAAGAAAGACCAACGUCGAAGAGCUGAAGGAAAAGAGGCAGCAGAGGCUGCUGGGAGUGCUGCAGCGCGCCCACGACUCCUCAUUGCUGAAGGAGGAUUAUUAUAAGAACUGGUUGCAGAUGCUGCUCUCCACCGGAGAUGCCGAGGGAGCGGCCAGCGUUGCCAUGGCAGCCACGCAGCGCUACAGCCAAUCGGUGUCAGUGUGGAGCCUGAGUCUGCAGACGCUAAUGCAGCUGGGGAGUGGAGACGUGGGCAGACUAUUCCAGGAGGCUCUCACACACGUCCAUCCCAAGGAGAGUCUACCACUCUGGCAGCUGCAGGUCCAGUGGAGCGUUGCCAACCAGAGUCCUGAGGAGACAGAAGACAUCUUCAAGAGAGGGCUGCUGUCUGAAGUACCGGCAGUUGCCAUGGAGAUUAAAGAGAGCUACGUUGAUUGGUCGUACUCCACCGGAGGCUACAAGAAAGCUAGGAGGACCUUCACAAGCUUACAAGAAAACCGUCCCUUGUCCAAGGCCUUUUUCACCAGAAUGAUUGAGAUCGAGAAGGAACAAGAGACUCCAAAGAUGAACAGUCUGAGAGACUACUAUGAGAGGGCCCUGCAGGAGUUUGGUACCUACGAUGACGAUCUGUGGCUGCAGUACAUCCAGGAGGAGCUGGGGCCCCUCGGACAGCCAGAGAACUGCGGCAAGAUCCACUGGAGAGCCAUGAAGUUCCUGGAGGGGGAGAGCGUGCAGAGCUUCACGUCCAAGUAUACUCUGAUUCAGACCGGACACUUAUGAAGCGCCCCCGAAGGGUCCAAGUAGCGUAGCAGGUUCAGCAACAACAGCCUGCGUUCAACAUCUGUGUAGAAGUUCAUCAGCCGCAGAUGUUCUUCCCGUUCCUGUAGACGAUGUGGUGCUGUGCCCAUCCAUUAAAUGUUUCUUUGUCUACAACUGGAAAGCCAAUAUUGCAGUUUCUGAAGUUUACUGUCCAUUAAGAAAAAAAUUUGGAGUUGGAAUUUUUCUUGAUUGAGCUGCCUCUUUUAAACGGUUGUAUUCUGCAGCUGUAAUUCACAACUUUUCUAUUUUAUUUUAUUUACAGCCAACGGUGCUGCAUUUGAUACCAGACGAAUGUUGGUAACAUGUAGUGUCGUAAGGAUGUCCAGUUUUAUAAAUUCAACAUUUAUUUAGCAUUUUGAGAGGACAAGCUUUGAUGCUGUUGGCGAUAUUAAAACAGACUUUAAUUCUGGGGUGUUUCUCUGUUGUGGUCCUUCUGAGACAGUGACAUUACAAAUGAACACGGAUAAACUCACUGCACACACUUCUUUCACAUGGCAAUAGUUCUCAAUGAGGCACUACUUCUUUAAAACUGUUUCACUUAGCAGAUUAGUGGAGUUAAUUCAAGUUACAAUGACAUUAACUACAAUUACACUCUAAAAUUCUCAU
Anoplopoma fimbria (sablefish) is the source of this 2579-nucleotide messenger RNA. RefSeq names its product UTP6 small subunit processome component (gene utp6). The record is from RefSeq and is a predicted model, not a curated record. Gene Ontology annotation, biological process: maturation of SSU-rRNA from tricistronic rRNA transcript (SSU-rRNA, 5.8S rRNA, LSU-rRNA). The transcript has 19 exons. NCBI's taxonomy places the organism in Eukaryota, Metazoa, Chordata, Actinopteri, Perciformes, Anoplopomatidae. Gene Ontology annotation, molecular function: snoRNA binding; protein binding. Bases 147 to 1934 code for a protein of 595 amino acids. Gene Ontology annotation, cellular component: Pwp2p-containing subcomplex of 90S preribosome; small-subunit processome.